Molecule: messenger RNA, 1307 nt
Organism: Lingula anatina
Lineage: Eukaryota; Metazoa; Brachiopoda; Lingulata; Lingulida; Lingulidae
Source: RefSeq, a predicted model, not a curated record
GGGCAUCGGUUGGAUGGCCAGUGUCGUUUCUGGACAUCUCUGAGGACAUUUGACUUACCAUUCGACAUCAUCAUGAAAGUUGCAGUCGCUCUAUUGGCCUUGGCCACGGUGGCGUCGGCCACAGUGGUCACAAAACCUGUUGCCCCCACCAAGCCAAAGGUGUCAACCAGUGUCAAGCCAUUUGUCACCUACAAGAAGGCUGUUGUCACCAAGAAGGUUCCGACUGUCAACUACAAGCAGGUGGUAAGGUACGUCCCCAGGGUGGACGUCGUCCCAGUUCACGGUCACAGGCUCGUUCAGAACACCGUCAAUGUCCCUGUCAGAGGAUACCAUCUUCAACAGACCGUUAUUGGCGCUGGUCCAUACGGCGGUUAUGGCGGUGGCUACGGCACUGGGUAUGGUGGUGUUGGCGGCGGUUACGGCGGCGGCUACGGCGGCUACGGCGGCUACGGCGGCGGCUACGGCGGCGGCUACGGCGGCGGCUACAGCGGACUCGGCGGUUAUGGCGGUGGAUACGGCACUGGCUACGGCGGAUAUGGUUUCGGCAACGGUUUCGACUUCAUGAGAGGUUUCAUCGGCAACAGAAUGAGCUUUGGUUUGGGACCUGCCGGAUACGGUGCCGGUCUGGGAGCUGGUUACGGCACCCUUGGUGCUGGUUACGGCGCUGCCGGUUACGGUGGUGUCGGUUACGGUGUUGGCGGCGUUAAAGACCUCGGCGUUGGCUACGGCUCCUCAGGAGGCUACGUCGACGGUGGCUACGGCACAUCUGGUGUUAUCAACGGUGGAUACGUCGAUGGCGGAUAUGGCACCGCUGGCGUUGUGAAGAACGCCGGUGGCUACGGCACAGUUGGAGUGGUUGAUGGCGGAUAUGGAGGCGUUGUUAAUGGCGGUUAUGGCUCUGUCGGCACCCUUGGUACUGUUGGCACUGCCAAAAAGGUUUAAAUAAAGCUUUCACUGUUUGUCUUCAACCAGAGAAUCGCACAAAAGGUAUCGCUUUAAUCCCAACUGGGGGAAAAAUAGCAUCUUAUGAAUAUGAUGCUGUCAUUGAUAUCAUCAUCCAUUUGUGGACGCCUCAUAAGCUUUAAAUAACGUUCAUAGACUUGAACAAAAGACUGGAAAACAGAAAAAAAAGACCAACUAAGUGUUGACACGAAAAUUUGACAUUUUCGCAUUUAAUAUUUCUAGACGCCUGAGGUCCUAGCGACUGAAAGAAAAGUAUCAUUUGUACGUUUUGUAACCACCAAAUGCUAACACAAUACCAUGGGCAUGUAACCAAUGCUUUUGAUGAAAUAAACAUUUGUUUUCAA